Cyprinus carpio (common carp) is the source of this 1684-nucleotide messenger RNA. It is a transcript of the gene zmynd19, whose product is annotated as zinc finger, MYND-type containing 19. Lineage: Eukaryota; Metazoa; Chordata; Actinopteri; Cypriniformes; Cyprinidae. The record is from RefSeq and is a predicted model, not a curated record.
GCUGCCUAAGUUUUUGGAUGCAGCCUGUGUUUAUCCAUGAUACGUCAGCAUAAGAAUUAAACAACCAACGCAAAUGUAUUGACGAUGCACAGCUCUGAUUGGACACGUCGCUGUCAGUGGUCUUUUACGAUUGGUUUACGUUCUAAGUUUUGUUAGUCCCUCCCCCAAAAGCUGGCAGGUUUUUCCAACGCCUCUCAGCGGUGCACCACGGAGGUUUGGAAGCGGGUGGGAAAGACGCGGGCAACGACUGACCCUAUUACACUAAAAAUUGUACGCAGGGUUGGUUUGCCCGGUCCGGUUUCCAAACUAAUACCGUCGUACCUGCUCUCACGUUUCAUCCCAGACCUGACAUCCCCUCUAAUGUCGGAUUUCAAGCUUGGGAUUGUUCGACUUGGCCGUGUGGCCGGGAAGACAAAGUACACUUUGAUUGAUGAACAAGACAUACCAUUGGUGGAAAAUUAUGCCUUUGAGGCGCGCAUGGAAGUUGAUGCAGAUGGGAAUGGGGCGAAAAUCUUUGCUUAUGCCUUUGACAUCGGCAAGGGUAGAUGGGCUGGUCGACCACUGCAUGAGUUACUCUGGGAAAAACACAGAGGUGGAAUUGCUCCAAGUUUCCAAGUAGUUCACAUAAACUCAGUCACAGUAGACAACCGUCUAGACAACUUGCGUCUCGUUCCUGUGGGAUGGAGUCCCAAACCAGAAGAACUGUCAAGCAAACAAAGAGAGCAGUCGCUAUACUGGCUGGCCAUCCAGCAGGUUCCAGCAGACCCAGUGGAAGAGCAGUAUCUGGAGUUGAGUCGCACACGCUACUACAAUGCUAAUGGAGAGCUGGUGGAAGAGGAGGAGUGCUCCUGCACCUACUACGAGUGUCACUACCCACCCUGCUCGCUGAUUGAGAGGAGGUUGAGGGAGUUCAACAUUUGCGGCCGAUGCCAAGUGGCACGCUACUGCGGCUCACAGUGCCAACAGAGAGAUUGGCCGGCCCAUAAGAAGCAGUGCCGUGAGCGUAAACGGGUUCUGGCUCUGGAGUCUGAGCCAGAGCGAUGAUCCCCCUCAACCCCAGUUUGAAGAACGAUGGUCACGGGGUGUGGCAUGAGACUGAAUUGAAAUGCAAAAACUGGCUGGUAAGACAGGGGACAAUUUUGGUGGGUUGGAUGGGCCUAUUGGGGGUGGGGGGACAUACUUCCCAGAACUUUCAUAUCUCCACAACUUGCCUAUGGGGAUUAUGGGAAAUGGAGUUUUUUGUUAUUCAGAGGGAGGUCUUAAAGGCUCCACCUGCUGCUAUGGAUGUGUGUUAAAUGAAGAAAAACACCAUGCCGUCAUAACUCUUUCUCUGUGGACUGCAUAUGAGUAUUGACAGUCAUGCGCUCACUUGUUCCAUCCGCCCUUCUGUCAUGAAGUGUUAACCGCCGAGGGACAAAACUGCUGUACAACUGAUGAGAUGGAAUACGGACCUCUUCACUGUACUACCCUUCCUCUUCCUCUUCUCCCAGUUGGACUUCUUGUGCACAUAACCUAGCACAUAGUCACUCACCUGCCAUACCUUCAUUAAGUAUAAAGCCAAUAGCUGUGCAAAACCACACCACCAGUAUUGUGUGUGCAAUGCCAUUACUGACUGAAUGACAUGGAUAAAGUGGUUAUUUUUUUCCCUUUUUUCUUGUUUUAUGGGAUUUUUUUGGGGGGGGGG